Metarhizium album ARSEF 1941 is the source of this 1689-nucleotide messenger RNA. RefSeq names its product wd and tetratricopeptide repeat protein. The transcript has a single exon. Lineage: Eukaryota; Fungi; Ascomycota; Sordariomycetes; Hypocreales; Clavicipitaceae. Gene Ontology annotation, cellular component: nucleus. The coding region runs from base 1 to 1689 and encodes 562 amino acids. Gene Ontology annotation, molecular function: protein binding. The record is from RefSeq and is a predicted model, not a curated record.
AUGGACGACGUUGACCUUCGAGAGCAGUUGUUUGAUCGUCGACUUCAACUGACAGAAGGCCUCAAUGGCUUGCCCUAUGACCUGAUACUCUACCUUCAACGCGCCGUCAUUCACUCUGACUUGGGCUAUCCAGACCUUGCUGCCGGUGAUGCCUACAAGGCCUUGUUGUUGACCGACGAGGUCUGCAAUGAGGGUUUUGAGUACCACGAAAAGGCCAUGGAGAGCCUCUUGAUGCACACAGGUGUCCCUAUUCCAGAGGUCAUGGCCUACGGGGACCUUCCUCAAGAUUGGUCUCCUGCUGUCGUCGAAAGCCUGGGCGGCGGCGAAGAGGCUGCUCGUCGACUUGCCGGCCUCGCUUCCAUCCGGGCCCAUCAGAUUCUGUCAUUGAGCCUGCUUCUCUGCGGUUGCUUGAAGAGCGCCUCCAACUUCUGCGAGCGUGGCCUGAAGCUUGCUCCCAAGAACAAGGAACUCCUCAACGCGCAAACCCACAUCAGGACCGUGGCUCGACGUCGACUGCGCCGCGACAAUUUCAAUACAAACGACCUGUCCGACUACGGCCUGGUUCGCCGGGAGGUUUAUCCAUGGAAUCACCAUGAGCCAGAUCGUUUCGCGCAAGAUUCGUUGGAUGCGCUAAACACGCAUCUCAAGACCAUGGCGCCCAAAUGUGCAGUGCAGGUCGCCACCUUGCCGGUUCUGCUCGAAGGCGCAAGCAACACAGACCACUACGACAUCAUUCCCACUUGCAAGCAGCUUGGCGUGUUUGCUGCCCAAGACAUAGCGCCUGGGGAGGACGUGCUGCGCGAAUACUCCCUGCUGACCGCCAACAACCGCUUAAAGGACCCAGUAUGCGACGCUUGUAGCGCCGACCUUCCACCUCUUGGCAGUGACAACGAGGCCGUCAACUGCGACGAGUGCUACGAUACCGUCUUCUGCAGCCAGUACUGCCACGAUGCGGCCCAGGAACGCUACCACCCCGCGGUAUGCGAGAAGGAUGUCGAUGCCAUUGCCAAGGACCCCGAAGCUUCCGAGGCGGACGAGACUUUGUAUCUUCUUUUACUGUCUCGCGUCUUGGCGCUGGCUGCCCAUCAGAAUCUCCAUCCUCUUGAUGUACAGGAAGUUCGAUUCAUCUGGGGCGACUUUGUGCCAACGGCCACGAAUGAUAUUGACAUAUCGCCCAAUGCUGGACCGCCUCCAGAGUGGACGUUGCCAUUCUCUUUCAAAUACAAUAUCGAGACGCCGCUUCACAUCCUCGAGAAGAUGGAUAUCGACAUUUAUACAUCCCUCUCGCAGUACGACUUGUGGAUAUUCAACACUCUGUACGCAAAGUUCCGCGGGACAGCGUCGGCGCGCAAAAAUCCUCGAGAUGGUAGGCCGGAUGUGGCAGCUGUCCAUCCUUACUGGUGUCUUGCCAAUCACGAUUGUGACCCCAAUGUAACCUGGGACUGGGGAGGCCGCAUGGUCUUGUGGGCUCGCAAGGAACGCCUUGUCGGUGGCCGACCAGGCGGUAUCAAGAAAGGCGAGGAGAUCCUGAACCAUUACUGCGACGUUUCGCUUCCGGUACAAAAACGACGAGAAUGGGCUCGAGGCAGUCUAGGCGGUUGGUGCAUGUGCAAACGUUGUCGGGACGAAGCCAGUCAAACCAAUGGUGAACCACAGGCUUUGGCAGACGUAUGUAUGCCUGGGUGUUAG